AUGAUUGAGUUUGUUGGAGCUGGAGCAAUAUUUAGCAAAUCGGAUGACCUGGCCAUUACAGCGUUCCGGUAUGCUCUGUCCAAAUACAACGCCAUCUCAACCAAUCCCUUUGCUCUCACUUCCUAUGUGGACAACUACAUCGAUGUCUCAGAUAGCUUCGAACUCGCCUCAAAAAUAUGCGAGCGAAUGGCAGACGGCGUAUUCCUAUUCUUCGGGGUCAAGGACACGAAGUCCCUAGACAUUGUGCAGUCGUUCACUCGGACCUUCCACAUGCCCUACCUGUCCCCUAGCACCUCCGUGUGGACGGAGAAGUCCGCCGCGGGGUUUGAGGUCCACAUGAAACCUGACUAUACCUUUGCCAUUAUUGACAUGAUACUGUACUUUGGGUGGACGAAAAUACACUAUGUGUACGAUUCAGAUGAAGGUCUCCAGCAUAUUCAGAUGGUUCUGUCAGCGUUACGAGAUGUGUCAGAAAGCGGUGGGAGUGAUAGUCACGUGCACGUUCUCGCGCGAAGAAUUUACAACGUAGAGAACGCGCAUGACGAGUUACGUCAACUUGACAGAAUGGACCCUGACGUCAGUACCGACAAGGUCAUUGUGUUUGACCUUUCGUCAGAAUUUGCCUAUCGGAACAUACUACGUCAGAUUCCAGAAGUAGGAAUGAAUAAAGGUGGAUACCAAUAUCUUAUCGCAACAUUGGACUUUGCGCACCUGGACAUGCGGCGGUACAUGCACGGAGGUGUGAACAUCACCGGGUUCCAGCUGAUUGAUCUGCAAAGCAAGCAUCUCGCGGACUUCAUGAAAGACUGGGGCGGGGCUGAUCUGGGGCGAACAUACCCGGGCGUUGUACCAGAUAAACUGACGUAUGAGGCGGCUCUAGCUGUGGACGCCAUCCACGUGAUCAGCCAAGCGCUACGAGGCAUGGUGAAGAGUAACUCUAAGAUCUUCCAGUCCACGUUCCGCCGGGGUAUGGUGUACAACUACAACCGGACCAAGGGCAUACCCUGCACUACCCAGCCGCCGGUGCCCUGGAUGCACGGGGAGGCCAUAAUGGAGCAAAUCAAGAUGCUAGAUUUUGAGGGCCUCACGGGACGAAUCAAGUUUAAUGAGGACGGAUUUAGGACCGACUACAAAAUGGACGUUUACACGGUCGGCCUUGACAGCGGACCCUUAAAGAUAGGCCACUGGAGCUCCAGAGACAGGUUCAAAAGCCUGUUUCGAAACGAAGAAGAUUUGAUCAUAGAGAACAAGAAAAAGCCAAAGAUCGUUGUUUCGAUUUUGUCUCCACCCUUCCUAAUGGAAAAAACCGAGGAUAAGUCUGGAAAGCCUCUCGUUGGAAACGCAAAAUACGAAGGUUACGUAAUGGACCUGACCGAAAAGGUGAUGACGGAAAUGAAUAGGUUUGAGUAUUACAUCAAGGAGGUGGAAGACCGCCAGUAUGGAAGUUAUAUUCCUCAGAAUAAUUCCUGGAAUGGAAUGGUUGGAGAGUUGUUGACAAAGAAAGCCGAUGUUGCCAUAGCGCCAUUAACAAUUCUUUACGAUCGAGAAAAGGUUGUGGACUUCAGCAAACCUUUCAUGAACUUCGGUAUAAGCAUAAUGAUAAAGAAACCGGAAAUAGUAAAACCCGGUGUGUUCUCGUUCAUGGAGCCUCUGGAAAUGAAGAUCUGGAUCUGCAUUGUGUUCGCCUACUGUUCGGUCAGUGUAGGACUAUUUCUUGUAGGGCGGUUUUCGCCCUUUGAGUGGCAAAAUUCCAACGCCGGACCGGACGACAAUCAUUUUGGUAUCCAGAACGCGCUAUGGUUUUCGAUGGGAGCACUGAUGUUACAAGGCAACGAUGCUUGUCCAAGAUCUAUAUCCGGGCGCGUGAUCGGCACGUGCUGGUGGUUCUUCGUGCUCAUCAUCAUCUCUUCGUACACCGCCAACCUCGCCGCCUUCCUCACCAUCGAGCGCAUGUUCACGCCCAUCAACUCCGCAGACGACCUCUCCGUGCAGACUGAUAUCAAAUACGGAACGCUCUCUCAAGGAUCAUCAUUUGACUUCUUUAUGAAAUCCAAAGUUCCUACUUACCAAAGGAUGUACAACUACAUGACAGCGAAUCCUUCAGUAUUCGUGAACGAUGUGAACGAGGGUAUUGAAAGAGUGAAGAAAUCCAAGGGUAAAUACGCUUUCCUGCUGGAGUCGCCGACAAACGAGUACGUGAAUAGCAGAGAGCCGUGCGACACCAUGAAAGUUGGGCCAAACCUCAACUCGAAGGCGUUUGGCAUUGCGACCGCCAAGAAUUCGCCCUUAAGCGAACAAAUGAACCUCGCGGUGUUGAUGCUAAUGGAGGAGGGCGUGCUGCCGAAGUUGAAGAUCAAGUGGUGGAAGGACAAGGGCGUCUGUGGGAACGAGGGGAAGGAUUCCUCAGGUAAACGCGAGCUAUCACUAAGCAACGUUGCUGGUGUCUUCUACAUUCUCGUAGGAGGGUUAGCGAUUGCUGUUGUUAUAGCCAGCCUGGAAUUCCUCUGCUCAAAGACGAGGUUUCUCGAGACGACUAAUUACAUGAAGGCCACUGAAACAGUGACAACGCUGUUGAGCGCUUCGAUGACCGAGAGGGAGAACGGUGAUCUAGACAGCCGAACGCUUGGUGCGAGUAACCACACUGAUAGACAGGAAACCUCUUUUAAUUACUCAACAGAGCCGCCGUGUAUAGGCUUCGAACAGUUCACCCGCAGCCAAACAGAGUUGUGACAAGCCCGGUGUGGCGUCACGAAGCAUCAAACAGAAGAAAGACGUCACUCGAAGUUGACAGAUCGACCAUGCGUUUAGCUCGAGACUUACAUCGAAAUGGGCUAGAGUUUGGGAAAAAACACUUAUCUGUUGGUCAGCGUUGUUUUUACCUACCGAUCAGAUGUUUUUUUUUAAAGUUGUGGGGGUGUCCGGAUUAUACCUAUUAUGCAGUUGCCACAUAUUGAGUUGACAAGUCGGGAGUCUGUAUAUUUACAGGAUACAUCUGCCAAUCCUAUGUUACGCAUCAGUCAAUUGACAGAGGACUAUCUCUGGAACAUUGUAGGACCCGUAUCGAGUGGAAAUGGGACUUAUGCCAUUUGCGGCCUGUAUAGCUCCAGACCAGCACAGACAGAAGCUACCAUGUUCUCUAAAAAGUCACGCAAGCUUUCGUGGUCUAUUUAACGGACAGUGUAGCUCCUGACCAGACUGUGCGAAGGCUGUUCUGCAGCUACGCUGACCGCAUAUGGCAUCAUAUUCCUUUUUGCAUGAUGCGACUAAUUUUUUAAUUGACUGAUUAUUGCACGCAUUCUUUAAACACGUUACUUAAACACAUUGGCAAAUAGCUGUGGACAAACGCAAUACUUCGCAGAUCGACGUCCGUCAAUUGACCUAUAAUUCACUAAA
This is a messenger RNA of Dreissena polymorpha, 3393 nucleotides long. Its product is annotated as glutamate receptor 2-like. Gene Ontology annotation, molecular function: glutamate-gated receptor activity; transmitter-gated monoatomic ion channel activity involved in regulation of postsynaptic membrane potential. The record is from RefSeq and is a predicted model, not a curated record. Gene Ontology annotation, cellular component: plasma membrane; postsynaptic membrane. The transcript has 18 exons. Gene Ontology annotation, biological process: monoatomic ion transport; synaptic transmission, glutamatergic; modulation of chemical synaptic transmission. Lineage: Eukaryota; Metazoa; Mollusca; Bivalvia; Myida; Dreissenidae. Bases 1 to 2730 code for a protein of 909 amino acids.